AUGGAAUCAAACGGACCAGUUCAAGAACAUGGAAAGCGAAGAGUCGCAUAUUAUUACGAUUGUAAGUCUUUUUCUUUGUAUACAAUUUUUAUCACGGAAAUUCAAACUUUUCAGCCAACAUUGGAAAUUAUUAUUAUGGACAAGGUCACGUCAUGAAACCACAUCGUAUUCGUAUGACUCAUCAUUUAGUUCUAAACUAUGGACUUUAUCGAAACUUGGAAAUCUAUGUGAGUUUUUAAUUAAAAAAAGAAAUGUUUAUGACGAAAUACUUAUUAUCAUUGUUUUUCAGAGACCAUUCCCAGCAUCGUUCGACGAUAUGACUCGUUUCCACACUGACGAAUAUAUGACUUUUUUGAAAAGUGCAACACCAGACAACAUUAAAUCAUUCAACAAGCAAAUGUUGAAAUUCAAUGUUGGAGAAGAUUGUCCACUUUUUGAUGGUCUCUACGAAUUUUGCCAAUUGUCCAGCGGAGGCUCACUUGCGGCUGCAACAAAGCUUAAUCGCAAAAAAGUUGAUAUUGCGAUCAACUGGAUGGGUGGUCUUCACCACGCGAAGAAAAGUGAAGCAAGUGGUUUUUGCUAUACAAAUGAUAUAGUUCUUGGUAUUCUGGAAUUACUCAAAUAUCACAAACGUGUUCUUUACGUUGAUAUUGAUGUUCAUCAUGGUGAUGGAGUCGAAGAAGCAUUCUAUACAACAGAUCGUGUUAUGACAGUGUCAUUCCAUAAAUAUGGAGACUUCUUCCCAGGAACUGGAGAUUUGAAAGAUAUUGGAGCUGGAAAGGGUAAACUCUAUUCUGUAAAUGUUCCACUUCGUGAUGGAAUCACUGAUGUUUCAUAUCAAAGUAUUUUCAAACCAGUUAUGACAAAAGUUAUGGAAAGAUUUGAUCCAAGUGCAGUUGUCUUGCAAUGCGGUGCCGAUUCUUUGAACGGUGAUCGAUUGGGUCCAUUCAAUUUGACGUUGAAAGGACAUGGAGAAUGUGCCAGAUUCUUCCGUAGUUAUAAUGUUCCUCUGAUGAUGGUUGGUGGAGGUGGAUAUACACCAAGAAAUGUGGCGAGAUGUUGGACUUAUGAAACUUCAAUUGCUGUCAAUAAGGAAGUACCUGAUGGUGAUUAACUAGAAAAAAUUAGAUUGAAUUUCAAAAUAUUUUUUCAGAGCUUCCAUACAAUGAUUAUUUCGAGUAUUUCGGACCAAACUACAGACUUCAUAUUGAACCAUCAAAUGCGACAAACGAGAACAAUUCGGAAAGCUUGAAUGCUCUUCAGUAAGUGUUCAAUAAAUAUACAUUUUCUGUAGAUAAAAAUCCUGAUUUUCAGAUUGUCUGUGAUUCAAAAUUUGGAAAAACUUUGUUUUGUGCCCAGUGUUCAAAUGAGACGUAAGUUAUUUUCUUUUGAAACAUUUGAAUCAUUGAAAAACUGUUGCAGCAAUUCCGGAAGACGCUUUUAAAUGUCUCAACGAUGAUUCACUUUUGAAGGAUGCUGCUGAUCCAGAAAGAAGAUUACAUCGUAAGUUUUUCUUUGGAAAAAAAUUAUAUGAUUUUUGUAAAAUCUUCUCAAUUUUUCAGCAUCAAUAAUGGAUUCGCAUGUCGAAGAUGCUGGAGAAUUUUAUGAUGGCGAACAAGAAGGAGAUGAUAGAAGCGAUGAAAAUGAUGCAAAACGAGCUGCUGAAAGAUCAUCCGAUGGAGAACCUUCGGAUAAAAAAGCUAGAGUUGAGGUAAGCAUUUUUCCUCUUUCCAAAAAACAACCUAGAAAUUUGAUAUUCGAAAAACAACAAUUCACUUGAACAUUUUUCAGACCAUAAAUUUCAUGUUUUUCAUUUCUUAAAUUUCGUUUAUCAUAAAAAUUUAUUUCUUUUUCAGUAA
This is a messenger RNA of Caenorhabditis angaria, 1859 nucleotides long. The record is from the annotation of a GenBank genome assembly. NCBI's taxonomy places the organism in Eukaryota, Metazoa, Nematoda, Chromadorea, Rhabditida, Rhabditidae.